ACUGCUGCUCACAGCCACCACCAGCCGGAACCAGGACCUGGUCGAGGAAACUAUUUGAGGCAAGACUCUUGGCUGUGGCCCAUGGGCCUCUGAGGAGGCGUUGUAAGUCUGCCCAGCUCCCCACUUGCUGUGCUCCCACUCAAUGGGAAGGGAAUCAAGGUACCCGGGCCAACACCAUUCUGGGUGACCCCCUGGGUCCAGACAUCGAUACAGAUUCUGAGAGGGCAAGUCAAGCAGGCCUUGUUCAGCCGUCAGCCACAGACUCUCGACAGCACCAGGAUGGAAGUCAAAGGUCAGCUGAUCAGCUCUCCCACCUUCAAUGCCCCAGCUGCCCUGUUUGGAGAGGCUGCCCCCCAGGUGAGAUCAGAGCGUCUGCGGGGGCUGCUUGACCGGCAGCGGGCCCUUCAGGAGGCCCUGAGCCUGAAACUCCAGGAGCUACGAAAAGUGUGUCUCCAGGAGGCGGAGCUAACUGGCCAACUCCCCCCUGAGUGCCCCCUGGAGCCUGGUGAACGGCCCCAGUUGGUCCGACGGCGGCCCCCGGCAGCCCGUACCUAUCCUCCAUCACAUCCCAACCCAGCACACCACUCCUUGUGCCCUGCUGAGGAGCUGGCUCUCGAGGCCCUGGAGCGCGAGGUGUCAGUGCAGCAGCAGAUUGCAGCAGCUGCCCGCCGCCUGGCCCUGGUCCCUGAGCUGAGUGCCGAGCAGCGCCGGCGCCGGCGCCAGGUCCAGGCAGAUGCACUGCGGAGGCUGCAUGAGCUAGAGGAGCAGCUCAGGGAUGUCCGGGCCCGCCUUGGCCUCCCAGUGCUCCCACCACCCCAGCCACUGCCGCUGUCCACGGGGGCAGUUAUCACCACCCAGGGAGUCUGCCUGGGCACACGCCUUGCUCAGCUCAGCCAAGAGGACGUAGUUCUGCACUCAGAGAGCAGCUCCCUCUCAGAGUCUGGGGCCAGCCAUGAUAAUGAAGAGCCCCGUGGCUGCUUCCCUCUGGCUGAGCGCCCCUCACCACCCAAGGCCUGGGACCAGCUACGGGUGGUAUCUGGAGGCAGCCCUGAGCGACGAGCCCCAUGGAAACCACCCCCAUCAGAUCUUUAUGGGGAUUUGAAGAGCAGGCGGAACUCUGUGGCCAGCCCCACCAGCCCCACACGCUCACUGCCCAGGAGUGCCUCCAGUUUUGAGGGGCGAAGUGUGCCUGCGACCCCUGUCCUCACCCGGGGCAUUGGCCCCCAACUCUGCAAACCUGAAGGCCUCCAUUCUCGCCAGUGGUCCAGCAGCCAGGACUCCCAGAUGGGCUUCCCCCGGGCAGACCCUGCCUCCGACCAUGCCUCCCUCUUCGCAGCUCGCACCCGCCGCAGCAACAGCUCCGAGGCCCUGCUCGUGGACCGGGCAGCUGAUGGGGGAGCUGGGUCCCCGCCUGCCCCUCUGCAUCCCCCUGCUGCUGGCCCCCCAGUCUGCAAGAGCAGUGAGGUGCUGUAUGAGCACCCCCAAACAGCCCCUGCCUUCUCCUCUCGCACAGUGGGCCCCCCUGACCCUCCCCGGGCUGCCCGGCCUAGCUCAGCUGCCCCUGCCUCCCGCGGAGCACCUAGACAUCCACCUGUGUGUGGGGACUUCCUCUUGGACUAUUCCCUGGAACGGGGCCUACCCCGCGGUAGUGGCGGAGCAGGUUGGGGGGAGCUGCUACCUGCAGCUGAGGUCCCAGGACCCCUCUCCCGCCGGGAUGGGCCCCUCGCCAUGCUCCCAGGCUCACCACCUGUGUAUACAGCUGACGGCAGCAGCCCCCUCCUCCGCAGCAAGGACCCCCAUGCACGUGCCACUCGCACCAAGCCCUGUGGCCUGCCCCUGGAGGCCUCCGAGGGUCCAGAGGGGCAUCCAACCCCUCUGCUGUGGAUGCCCCCACCCACCCGUAUCCCCCUGGCUGGUGAGCGCAGCGGCCACAAGAACCUUGCACUGGAAGGGCUGCGGGACUGGUACAUCCGGAACUCAGGACUGGCUGCAGGGCCCCAGCGCCGGCCUGUGAUUCCUCACAUGGGCCCACCACACCAACCCUUCCUCCAUGCCCGCUGCAAUGAGGUGGGUCAGGCGCUGUAUGGGACCCCCAGCCAGGUGCCGCUCCCACACUCGAGGAGUUUCACAGCGCCCCCUGUCUCCGGCAGGUAUGGGGGGUGCUUUUACUGAUGGGUAGGGGUCUCUUGAGGCAGAUGGUGAAGGUAUCCAGGCCAGGGAGCAGCUAGUCAUGAGAGCUAAUAACUUGGACCACACGAACCUAGCUGCAGUGCUAGCCCAGCUAGUUCAUGUACAGUUCAUGACCUGCGUUAGUCCACAGGGUCCUGGUGGAGGGGUAUCUUGGGUAUUGGUAACUGAAGUUCUUCAUCAAGCUGUAUGAUAGUUUAACAACCAGUGCAUGUCAGCUGAAAAUGAGCCUUAAAACCAGGGUGCUGGGAGGAAGGGGCAUCCUGUGCCCCCCACCUUUUUCUUCCUCUGUUAUCCAUGCUUGAGAGCCCUCAGGUGCUCUGUCCUGUGUCUGCCUCUACCUCUUUAACGAGCCUCUUUUCCUCUCUCUGUGUCGUGUCUUUUCCUCUCUUCUCCAUCUUCAACCUAUCCUCCGGAUUCCUGCUACCCCUUCUAAAGAUACUACGCGGACUUCCUGUAUCCCCCGGAGCUGAGCACUCGUUUAAGUGACCUGACGUUAGAGGGGGAGCAGUCCUCCAGUUCUGACCCCCAGACCCCGGGAACACUGGUCUGACCCCUUCUGAUAA
Trichechus manatus latirostris (Florida manatee) is the source of this 2753-nucleotide messenger RNA. It is a transcript of the gene CCDC120, whose product is annotated as coiled-coil domain containing 120. The transcript has 10 exons. The record is from RefSeq and is a predicted model, not a curated record. The coding region runs from base 280 to 2172 and encodes 630 amino acids. Lineage: Eukaryota; Metazoa; Chordata; Mammalia; Sirenia; Trichechidae.